AUGGCACUCGGCCUCGCAGACAAUGGCCAGCAGACAACAAAAGAAGAGCAGGUUGUGGAGCCUGAAGAUCCGGGCCUGCUGCAAGAAAAUGAAGAAAUAGAAGACGGCGCCUGGGACGUUCUUCGGAAACGGCGCCUACUGCCAGGCGCUGCUUCAUCUGACAAUGACUUUCGCGCCCAUUUUGCAAGCUUGGCUCUGGAGAAUGCAAAAUUUCAGACAAACUGCCUCAAGGAACCGUUGGAUGGCUCUGGCGCUAUUCGGAACUUGGUAUCGCAACACAAGCGCCGCGUGGCAGAGCAAUUUCCGGAAUGGUCAGAAUACAUGUCUCGCGUCGUGACAGCUACUAUGGCUGUGCUGACCCUACGGACAGUGGACGUGUUUCUACGGGAGCACGCCACUGUUCUGUGGAUCAUUGAAGGUGAUUCACACAUGCGGUUUCACCAUGGAGACUGCUAUGUGCUGCACCCGAGCAAUGCUUUCCAACAGUACAAGGGCGUUCCCCUUGACUGCUCACGCGUCCACAAGUUUCUGAUGUGCCUGGAAGGCCUUUUUCGAAGAUUGCCUGCAAACACCGAACGCGCGGACUCACAAGUGCUGGCUGCCGUUGAGAGCCUUCUUCAGUCAGAUGGCAGCGAGCGCGUGUUCCUGGAACUUUGCCAGAAUGCUUGCGUCUGCAACAAAGGUGACUCUUUGCUCAAAAUGCAGCAACAUCAAGAAGAUGAUGAAUGUCACCCCGGUGAAGCCAGCGUGCGAAACUGGCACAUCCAUUCGGCUCGAACGGUGAUGCAGUUGAAGAAGAGUAUCAUCCGGGAACUGGCAGAGGAAAAGUUAAUCACUUGCAUGAUCGAAUGGUGCGAUAGCCCAAUGGUGCGUGAGUUCGGAUGCUGCUAUGACGACUGCUGCGUUGUUUACCCAGAUGGUGGCAAAGCUCGACAGGCCCUUGUCCACAUGAGCGCCAGAGAUGGGUGCAACGAGCUGAUGCCAAGAAUAUUUAUGUUCGAAUCCCGCAUUCUCUACAGGGCCCUAGCCAAGAGAGGUCUGAAUGUGGUGCGAAUCUUCAUCGGCCUGUCCUCUGGCGGGGCGAUGUAUGGACACAAUUUUGCAUACUUCGAUCCGAACAUAUGGUACAACGAGGAUGAAAUGAGGAAACAAGUAGAGCAGCUGAACGGCCAGGAAACCCCGGGCACAAAUCGAAGACUUCGCGAAGACUUGUACAAAAAGUUCAUGUCAGGGGAGGGUAUUUCUGGGCGAAAGCCUUACGGCCUGCGCACGCGCAUGAUUGAGUGCAGAGGGUGGAAGCGACUUGAAGCCAAUCGCGUUUUCACCAUUGCCAAUGUUUCCAAAAGAGAUUUCAAUUCCAUCAUGCGCCGCGGGUUUGUGUUCCGAAUGAUGGCUCGCUUUGAGGACCCAUUGGCAAUUCAAGGCAUCCCACACGUCGGCGCAUACCCGGACAUUGACAAGGACGGGAUCUUCAUGAAGGACCAGGAACUCAAGGAGUUCCUCACGUCAGGGCCUGCGGUCGUCGCUGCUUUGCAGCUUCAACAUGCUUUCGAAUCUCAGCACAGUCAGCAGGACUGUGCGCAGAUGAUCGAAAACUAUGUCGAAUGGGGCGGCGACCGAGGCCUGACUGAGAAGGUGUUGCGAGAGGCCUGCGGCAUGCCGCCGCGAGACACCAGAACGCAUGUGAAUCGGGCGCAGACUAUCAUUCAUGUGGAUGAUGGGCCUGAUGCAGAUGGUCAGGGUGCAGUCUCCGAGUGGGACGAAAUCAAGAAGUUUCUGGCAAACCACCUAUUGGCUCUUGGCCGCGUAGACAUCACCAAGCACAUGCUGCAAAAGCUUCGCUUCCCGUGCGGGCCCAACCUGAACAAGCAAGAUUUUCUGGAAGCGCUUCUCCAGAACGACGUUAUCUCUGAGGCAAAGUCGCGAGGCAAAACCCCGGAUGUGUACAGAAUCAAGAUUGCUUGCGACAACUUGAGUUCUACGCUCGAUCACAGAAACCUUUCUGGGGCAAGCCAGCAGCUGCCGGAGUUGUGCCACGUGAAGCUCUUAGAGAGGUACAUGAACGGCUUUCCAGAAAGACGCGAAAAUGCGUUCGUCCUCGGUGAGUUCUAUCAAAGUGCAAAAGUGAAGCUGGAGAAGCCAGGUCGCCCUUCCAAAGCUGGUCUACUCCACAGUGACCAAUGCGCUGAGCUGCAGAAGCAGGGCUCCAAGAUCCUUGCUCAGGAGAGCUUGUUUGACCAUGUUCUUGCAGAGGUGACGGAAGUUCACGUAGCUUCUCAAGCUUCUCAAUCACAGUCUGCAACCCCGUCAAUCAAGAGACGCCGUACUGGAAAGUCAAAGAGCGUCAAGGAUGAAAUUGAUGCAGACGGUGACUCGAAAGCGGAGGUCGGAGAGCAAGUUCAGGUGGAACGAUUUUAUUCGUAUUCAGAUGCCCUUCCCAUUCGAACUCGCAAAGUCGUGGUGGGCCCAGGCGCACAGAAGUUUAGCAGGCGUGCUCAAGUGCAUCUUACAGCAGGUACGCUGGAUCUGGAUAUACACAACUCCUUGUUUACAAUCAUGCUCCAGCUGCUGACUAAGUUGAACUUGAGGCCAGCCCCGCCAGAUGAGGUUUCUGAGACUAUACGUAAAUGCGCUGAGGAGCGCGAUGUAAUCUGCCGCGAUAUUCUGCAAGUGCCAGAGGACAGCCCAGCUGAUUGCGGGGACAAAGGCAAGCAACUGCUCCUCAAAAUUUUCAAUGGUGGUUCUAUCCCUGAUUGGCUAGAGGCUGGCAAGCCUUUCCUGACUAAACUUCAAAAGGCAUCCAUCUACUUGCGAUGGGCUGCCAUCUCGUUGUUGCCUGAUGCCUUUGCCAAAUUCGAGAGGCCUGAAAGCGACAAAAAGCAUCCAGAUUCUUCCGUGCUUUCGCACCUGUAUUACAUUGCGGAAGAUUUCAUAUUGUCUUCCUGGUCCGAGUUUCUGCUGGGCCUCAAGCCCAGCCAUAUUUCUCUCCAUUAUGACGGAGUACGAGUGUCCAAGCCCAGCGACAUGUCAGCUGAAGAUUUGUGUCGCAAGUCGCAGGAGCACAUCAAGGCUAAAACGGGCUUUGAUGUGUGUGUGCGUGAGAAGCACCAUCUGACGGUCUUGCAGCACCUGCGACAAAUUGCAAGCAGCGUGCGAGAGUCAAGUCUGGCGCAGGGUUCUUGCCUUUUCCUAGAUGGCAAUUGUAUACCUGCGGCAGUGGCUUUGCUGUUCAAUACUGUGGCACGCGUGGAAAAGUUUGUCAGCAAUGUCAACCUGAGCGCAAACAAGGCGUUUCAGCAGAGUGGAUGCCGAUCGUAUGCUGAAAUUCAAGAAAUGCUCGGUCUUAGUGUCAUUCCAUUGCCAGCAGCAGACGUUUUGCAACUAGAGCCGGGUGAGUACCUGCUUCACCUGGAAGAUGCGGGCAAGCCUCACUGCGUUGGCGUCAGGGUGUGCGCCGCGUCUCAAGUUGUCAUUUACACUGCAGCGCAAAUGCUGGAGAUGGAGUUGCCCACUCUCAAGACUGCAGUGUCGCGUGGAAUUGACAGUUGCGCGUCAUUGGUUUUCAAAGUACUUCAGGCGCCAGCAGACGCCAACGCGCGACAUGAUUUUUGGAGCACAGAAGCUCUUGCACAGUUGCUUUUGCUGCGUGCCAGAGCAGGUGAUUUUGUUGUCGACCCUGGGAGGGUUGAUGCGGAGGUGAUUCAGGUCAACUCCGAUGACGAGGUCAUCAGCUUAGAUUCCGAGGACGAGAUAGCUGAGUCGGUUGCGCAGGCUGAUACUGCCUGGCUAGACGACGUGGCAAAUGUAACCGUUGACACGGCGCUUCUUGGCGACCUGGAAGCGGAGGUCCAGGGCGCGGUGGAAUUGACGUCUUUCAUUGAGACAGAAGCUGGCCAGCGCUGCCCUUUGUGCCCUUGGCGUUGCUUUCAACGGAGAAGCAAUGUGCUUCAUCACAUAAAAAAAUACCACACCAAGCGGCAGCAGUUUUGCUGCUCCGGCACCAAGCAAUUGCGAGUGGUUCUUGCCCUUCACGACGGAGAUAUGAUUUCCGGCAAGAGAGGGCGUAACUACCUGAGACGCAGCGCUGAACUGCUUCGGGAGAAGCUUGGCAGCAGCGCCGCAGGUUUUGUUCACGGUUCGUGUCAGAGAACAUAG
Symbiodinium pilosum is the source of this 4155-nucleotide messenger RNA. The record is from the annotation of a GenBank genome assembly. NCBI's taxonomy places the organism in Eukaryota, Dinophyceae, Suessiales, Symbiodiniaceae.